Molecule: messenger RNA, 2320 nt
Organism: Clupea harengus (Atlantic herring)
Lineage: Eukaryota; Metazoa; Chordata; Actinopteri; Clupeiformes; Clupeidae
Gene: mat2ab
Product: methionine adenosyltransferase 2Ab
Biological process (GO): S-adenosylmethionine biosynthetic process
Molecular function (GO): ATP binding; methionine adenosyltransferase activity
Source: RefSeq, a predicted model, not a curated record
UCGGCCACGCGCUCUGUACAUGCGGUCCUGGGGUAACGCAACAGCCUCGUGGAGCAAUAGCAUCUCACUAACAAGAACACCAAGGUUUCAGUGAUAGACACCGCAGUCAAUAGCCACAAAGAUGAUGAACGGUUUUCACAACGCGCUUAUUGAUGAAGACUCCUUCCUCUUUACAUCGGAAUCCGUAGGAGAGGGGCAUCCAGAUAAGAUCUGUGACCAGAUCAGUGAUGCUGUCUUGGAUGCCCACCUUAAGCAGGACCCUGAGGCCAAAGUGGCUUGUGAGACCGUUGCAAAGACUGGCAUGAUUCUUCUGGCUGGAGAGGUGACUUCCCGUGCCAAUGUUGACUACCAGAAGAUCGUCAGGGAUACCAUCAAGCACAUCGGCUAUGACGACUCCACGAAAGGCUUUGAUUACAAGACCUGUAAUGUUCUGGUUGCACUGGAGCAGCAGUCUCCAGACAUCGCACAGGGCGUUCACCUGGACCGCAACGAGGUGGACGUGGGCGCAGGAGACCAGGGUCUGAUGUUUGGCUAUGCGUCAGACGAGACGGAGGAGUGUAUGCCCCUCACCAUUACCCUCGCCCACAAGCUCAACGCCAAGAUGGCUGAGCUGCGACGCAAUGGCACCCUGCCCUGGUUGAGACCUGACACCAAGACUCAGGUGACGGUGCAGUAUCGGCAGGACCGCGGGGCGAUGCUGCCGGUGCGCGUUCACACCGUCGUGGUCUCGGCACAGCACGACGACGACAUCUGCGUGGACGAGAUGCGAGACGCACUCAAGGAGAAGGUCAUCAGGGCGGUGGUGCCCUCCCAGUACCUCGACGAAGACACCGUCUACCACCUGCAGCCCAGCGGCCGCUUUGUCAUCGGUGGACCCCAGGGUGACGCCGGGCUGACGGGCCGUAAGAUCAUCGUGGACACGUACGGGGGCUGGGGAGCGCACGGAGGCGGCGCCUUCUCUGGGAAGGACUACACCAAAGUGGACCGCAGCGCCGCCUACGCAGCCCGCUGGGUGGCCAAGAGCCUCGUCAAGGCCGGACUGUGCAGACGCGUGCUUGUGCAGGUGGCGUAUGCCAUCGGAGUGGCCCACCCACUCUCCAUCUCCAUCUUCCACUAUGGCACCUCCCAAAAGAGUGAGAAGGAACUGCUCGAUAUCGUUAAGAAGAACUUCGACCUCCGACCCGGUGUCAUUGUCAGGGAGCUUGAGUUGAAGAGGCCCAUCUAUCAGCGCACGGCAGUGUAUGGACACUUUGGACGAGAGUCCUUCCCAUGGGAACAGCACAAGAAACUCCAAUAUUAAAUCAAACACACACACAGAGCAUCCCUGCAUGCCUGCUGGUGUAACUACAGAGAAGCCACAGGCCCUAAGGGUGUUCUACACCAAGACACACACCACACUCAUUUGUAUUUCCAUUCUCUAUGUAACAGAGGCCCUUCACACUAUGUUCUAGUGCCAGGAGUGGGCUGUAUGCCUGUUGAGAUUCAUGUAGCUCGGAUGUUUUACAGCCAACAGCUUUUGAUGCUAAAUUUAGUGGGUUUUUUAUUUUAUUUUAUUUUUUUUAUAUUUUUAUUUUUCUCCCCUUUACAUGUAUAUUUUAAUAGUUUAAGUGCCUACUGUUGACCAUGACAUUGUUAGUAUGUGAUGUUGGUGAUCUUCUGUUUAAAAAAAGACUAAUCUUGUCUUAGAGGUGUGUCUUCACACUCUAGAUCACACACAUACCCAGGCAGACCAAGCAUGGUCUCACACACACAUGCACACAUACCUCAGACAGACCAAACAAUAUGACUGUUAAUGCUAACAUCCUUUAUCAAAGUUAAAACAUCAGUUUCUACUCCAGCCAUGUGCACAUAAUACUGGAGGGACUCGAGGUUCCUCUCAUGUGCUAGAUCUAUAAUACUUUUUUUUUUUUUUUAAUCCAACUUAUUUAUUAACAUUGAGACUUGGCUGCAGGCCUCAAAAGGAGUUCUCUAUGAGAGACAAUAAUACAUGCCCCUCAAACACACACACGCACACAAAGAUAAUUGUGAAUGGUUGCUGAUUGUGUCUCGGUGAGGGUGUGAGGGUCUAAGAGUGUGGUACAGAAAAGCUCUAAGGUCCCUUCCACUCUCACAGGCUGCUGGGCAGGUUCCCUGUCAUUGCCCCGCACCACAUCCCCCCCCCCCCCAGUAGUGCUGGCGAGGGGUGGCUAAGUCUGGCUGGUGUUGUACAGAGAAACCAGCCUCGUUUACAAGCUCCCCUUGCCUCACUCCUGCGUGGAUGGAUGUGGAGGAACUUUCAUUUUUAAGAAACUCUUUUUGCCAUUAAAGAGAUCAACUACAA